UGGUUAUUAUCGUGUAGGCUAGUGCGUUAUGAUUAACGUGAUGUAAGUGUCAACAUUUAAUGACCAAGGUUUUCGCUGGGUGGUAAUUUUGUCACACGUCGCACAACACAAAAACCACGAAUUAAAGUUUCAACCCAUGGUAGCAAGUCCUGAUCACUGAUCUGAAUAUGAAAAACACGAGUACUUGGAUUUGACAUAAAUUUUUUGUUACCGGUGUAUGAAGAAUUUCUACUUGUCUGUACAUAGUAGAACGUGGUGAUGGCUUCAAAGAUGCCGGAAAUGACUUAUUCUUGUGAAAUAUGUGGAGUUGAAGGAUUAAACGAAGAGGAGAUGCGUUCACAUAUGGUGGUGUACCAUUUAGAAGGUGCUGUUUCAUGUCCUUUUUGUGAUCUGGGUGAAGUGUCUGCAGAACAGUUGUUAAUGCACGUAAAUAGUGCUCAUUUGGACUAUUUAACCCCUGAACAAGAAUUGCUUGCAUUCAUUGAUGAUGAAGAUAUUGAUGGUAGGGAUGACUCUUGUGUUCCUUCAAGACCUUUGCCUUGGGAACUUUAUCCUGAACCAGGUACUGACAGUGCCAGUAGCUGCUGGGAAAAUAACAUUAACAACAACAAUAAUAACAAUAAUAAUUACUGUGGUGCAGGAAGGAGUACAGACCCUGAUCCAAGUCACAGCACUUGCACGGUGGCAUCCAGCAGCUCAGUUGCUGGCUCUGGUUCUCCCUUGCGUUCACAGUUAGCUUUAGAUCUACGAGCAAGUGCUUCACCUGGUCCAAACCCUGCUUGUAAAAAGUCCGUCCAACCACAACAGUGCCCCAUGUGUUCUUACACCAGUUUGGAUCCUCUGCAGCUUGAAGAACAUAUCAACAGGCAACAUUUUGAUCUGACGAGCCCAUCAUUCCCACCGGCAACACCACCUGGAUUGGAGGAAUCUGUGUACAGUUGUCCACUUUGUGUACGAACAUUUCAAAACAGUCCAGAUUUAGAACUGCAUGUAAACAUUGAACAUAAAGACAUUCUUAGCCCUGCAAAGCCACAGCAGCCUGUAAAUAGUGUGGAGAACUGGAGUGAUAGCUGUCCUGUAUGCUGUAUGACUAACUUCAAGAGCAAUCAGGAGAUGGUAGCCCAUAUUGAAGAACAUUUUAAUAAUAAGGGCUUGUCACCUAUUACUCCAGACAUGUCCUGUGAUCGGAUGUUGGCUCGAGAAAUAGAGAAGCGGGAAAGAGAGGUUCGCAGAUUACGUGAGCAACGAGAAUUUGAAAUGUUAAGGGCCCAAUAUGGAAUGGACAAUCAAGGGAACUUCAGAGAACAGAGUCUGACCAACAUGCAGAAAGCUGUGUAUGCAGGAGAAAUGUCUGUUUCUGAUUACUAUGAGAGACAAAUUGAACUUCGUGCAGCAGAAAGUAAUGGGGUUGAUGAUGGUAGCUCUUGCACAAAAGGUCUUGUUCCUAAGAUACGUGGUGUCAGUUCUUCUUCGGCAAAUGUAAUCAGAACAUACAUGUGUACCACUGUUGACCAUUAUGCCUCCACCUAUGGUGAUAAAGGCUGGGGCUGUGGCUACAGAAAUAUGCAGAUGAUGCUGUCUUCGUUGCUACAUCAUACAGGCUACAAUGAACAGCUGUAUAAGCCUUCUUUAGUUGGGGGUGGUCUCUAUGGGUUAGGUAACCGAUCCUGUGGUCUUGAGAUGCCUAGCCGUAGUGCCAUGCCAUCAAUCUCUCGUUUACAACAACAUAUUGAAUGGGCAUGGAGUCAGGGCUUUGAUCUCCAAGGGAGUGAACAGCUUGGUGGAAAACUCUUCAAUACACGAAAGUGGAUUGGAGCAACUGAAGUAGUCACAGUGCUUUCUUCCCUUAGGAUACGGUGUCAACUAGUAGACUUUCAUCGACCAACAAGUGCUGAUGGAAGUCAUCCUGAACUAUUUGGCUGGGUUUUGGAAUACUUUCAAAAGAAUGAAGAAUUCAAACCACCACUCUAUCUUCAGCAUCAAGGCCACAGCCGUACUAUAGUAGGUGUGGAACAGCUGAAAGAUGGAGGAAUAAAUCUCUUAGUGUUCGACCCCAGCCAUACACCACACCAAAUGGCUCAGUUUCAAAACACAUCAACUGCAGUAUCAGGCAUGCGCCUUAUACGGAAAUCCUUAGCUUCAAUGAAAGCUCGCCAGUACCAACUAGUAGCAGUAUGUGGUAUAAUGGAUACGGAACAUGAAUAUCAGCAAAGUAAAAUUCUGCGAUCAGUACGAGUCCCCCAAGAUCGAUGAUAACACCUAUUUUAUUAGGACUGCACCAAGGGUGUUAAAUUUGGUUUUGUACAAAGUUGUUUCAUACAAACUCUAUGAUCUCAUCAUCCGGAUAUUUAGAAACGAAACAUCUGACAGGGAUUAGUGAAAACAGUGAAUUAUGUGACAUGUUAGCGACAACAUCUGUGUACUUCCAGCGACUGCCAUUUGUAAAUAUAAUUUUAAAACGAUUGCCUUAGACUACUUUUUUCUUAUUUAUCAAAUGGGUACUAGGCCACAUUUUAAAAUGCCUUAUGUAUGUGAUUUUCUAGCUGUUUCUGGUAGUGUUGUUUGACAUUCAUUUAAAAUAUGGAAGCAAAGCAACAGCAACUAAUUUGAUGUCUGUGAUCUUUUCUUUGUUGAAUUGUGCAAAUGUGUACGUGUCAAGUAACUUCAAGAACAAGCUAUCAUUACUGUUAUCAAGAUCCUGAUAUCUGAAUUAAGGGGUGGAGUCAUCUACCAUUCUUUUAUGAGGUCUUAGUGACUUGUUUCAGGAUUGGUUCAUAGGAAAAUCAAAAAUGUUACUAAUGGUAUUUUCUGCAUCUGUUGUAAC
Messenger RNA from Schistocerca americana (American grasshopper), 2824 nucleotides. Its product is annotated as zinc finger-containing ubiquitin peptidase 1-like. The transcript is spliced from 11 exons. Lineage: Eukaryota; Metazoa; Arthropoda; Insecta; Orthoptera; Acrididae. The record is from RefSeq and is a predicted model, not a curated record. Bases 259 to 2253 code for a protein of 664 amino acids.